AUGACCAAUUAUGUCUUUUGGCCUAAGAAACUCCGUAAGAAGGAAGUUGAAUACCAAAGCGAGACUUUAUAUGCAAUCGCGAUCUUCAAGAAUGAUACCGAUUAUGUUGUGCUGGAUGUAAUUCCGAGAGCGUCGGUAGAAGGCAUAAAACUUUUAGAGGCUCAAUACCGUGUUAUUGCAGAAAAGUUAGAAAAUAGUACGCAAUGGUCCUUUAAGCUUGAAAGUGCUGUCGUGGUGGAGUUCGAAGCUCCAAGACUCAAAUUAAUGCAAUUCUUCUCACUGGAACCUAUUUCCCUGAUAUUACCUGAAAAGGAGUUUGAUAAAAAAGUUAGAGCUCUAAAAGAUGGGUCCUUACGCAAAUUGAGUAAUCAUCCCCGCUACCAAUCAAAGAAUGAACGACUAAGGCAAACACUACGUCUACUGAACUUGUAUUAUAGGCACCUGAGUAGAUUCAGCAAAGCUUAUCCAAAUCUAUGUUAUCAACAACCAAGUUUUAAAGACCUUAUGCUUUCGCUUAUUGAGCACUCGGUUUUAUUUCUCAGAAUCUGCAAAUAUUUCUCAACUAUUGUGACUUCUUUAAUUAUGACCAUUUGCUUCCUUGCUAAAGCCAUCUUCUCCAUACUAAAUUGGAAGAUGUUUCCUUUGGUUAAUAUUUCAGCGACUGCUCGACAAAUUGCUUUACGCUGCCAACAGAUAUGUUAUUUUCCACUACAAUAUUCAAGAAUCUAUGAAAAAGGUUCAUUAAAGAAGGCACAUCAUGAAACCGCAAUCCAUUUACAUAAAGAUUUACCCAGCAAAUAUUAUCCGGAUUACAUUCGUUUCUACAAUACCUUAUGGUUAAUCAUUAACGACAUUUCUUUUGGUUUGAUAUUGAGCGCAUUGCUUAAUAAACAUAGACAAUUUUUGGCUAUAAAUGUACAUUUUAUUGUAAACUUCAUCUUUAGUGAGAUUUUUCAAAAAAGUGCAAUUUCUCUGGCUAAUAACCCAUUUGGGAUUAAAUUGAAUGCCGAAUUGGGUACCUUCUUAAGUGAUAUAUUUUUGUGGAUUAUCGAUUUUUCAUUUACAGCAUUUGUGAAACCACUGACAACUGAAAAAAAUCUUUAUCGAUUUAUUGAUUUAUUAUCCCAAAUCACAUGUCUCAUCGGUGGGUCAUUUGGGAUUUCAAUCAUUACUGAUUUCUUUACCUUAUUAUCUAUCCCAAUCUAUAUUUUUUACCACAUAAGUGGGAAACUAUAUUUCUGGCAAAUUAACAUAAUGGGAAGCCUUUUUUACUUAUUCUGCGGUAAGAAGAAGAACGUGUUGAGAAGAAGAGUAGACACCAAUUAUUUCCAAUUGGAUCAAUUACUGGUAGGGACAUUAUUUUUUAUAAUACUGCUAUUCUUGACUCCUACAAUCCUAUCCUUUUACAUAUUUUACGCAACGUUACAAAUGAUAUCUAUUUGGAUAGAGAUUGGAUUAGAGUCAAUUAUUGCCAUGGUAAACCAUUUCCCUUUAUUUGCUCUGUUAUUACGAAUAAAAGAUCCCAAAAGAAUGCCUGGAGGAAUUUGUAUUGUUUCUGUUAGAAACAAUAAAGAUCAUGAACCAAUUUUUGAAUUGCGAAGUAACGCCAUUGCUCUUGGAUUAAUGUUUAAACCAUAUAGCAUCUUACUGAGAAGCUUGCUAAACAACUAUUUCUCUAUCCAAACUUUCAAGAAAUUACUUUUCGGUAUUCCAAUCAUGGUUAACAUAAAUAAAAUGUAUUUCAUCUUAUAUUCGUCCCUACCCAAAGAACCUGUUUCUCUUUUCACGUUGAAAGAGCAAUUUUUUGGAACUAUCUCUGAAAAUGGAGAAUGA
Molecule: messenger RNA, 1833 nt
Organism: Naumovozyma castellii
Lineage: Eukaryota; Fungi; Ascomycota; Saccharomycetes; Saccharomycetales; Saccharomycetaceae
Gene: GPI1
Product: phosphatidylinositol N-acetylglucosaminyltransferase
Exons: 1
Coding region: 1-1833 (610 amino acids)
Source: RefSeq, a predicted model, not a curated record